Cantharellus anzutake is the source of this 1749-nucleotide messenger RNA. Its product is annotated as ammonium transporter. The record is from RefSeq and is a predicted model, not a curated record. Gene Ontology annotation, molecular function: ammonium channel activity. Gene Ontology annotation, biological process: ammonium transmembrane transport. Bases 80 to 1561 code for a protein of 493 amino acids. Gene Ontology annotation, cellular component: plasma membrane. The transcript has 8 exons. NCBI's taxonomy places the organism in Eukaryota, Fungi, Basidiomycota, Agaricomycetes, Cantharellales, Hydnaceae.
UCCCUUCAACCCCUCUCCCUCCGCCGUACGUUAGCAGUAGUGCUCUCUUGACCCUCCCCUCACGCUCCGUAUUCAAAGAAUGUUCGCAAAAAAUAUAGACCAGGCGUAUGACAGGGGCGACAUAUCAUUCAUUUUACUCAGCUCGGCACUUGUGCUGUUCAUGGUACCGGGCCUAGGGUUCCUCUACAGUGGUCUCGUCCGACGCAAAAAUGCUCUUUCAUUGCUCUGGGCUGUCUCCUUCUCCAAUGCCGUCGUGAUCUUCCAGUGGUACUUUUGGGGGUAUAGUUUAGCUUUCAGCGAAACAGCGACGAAUGGAUUCAUUGGAAACCUUUAUCAUUUUGGUCUAAUGCGUGUGCUGGACCAACCUUCCCCUGGAUCACCCCUCAUCCCCGCUCUCCUAUACGCAUUCUUCCAGAUGGAAUUUGCUUGCGUCACAGUUGGAAUUCUAGUCGGUGGAGUGGCCGAACGAGGACGGCUUGUGCCGGCGAUGAUAUUUUCCUUCAUCUGGGCCACAUUGGUCUAUUGUCCCGUUGCUCAGUGGGCGUGGGGCGUCAACGGAUGGGGUGCCAAGUGGGGUGUACUCGAUUAUGCUGGAGGCGGACCAGUCGAAAUUGCCAGUGGAAUCGGCGGUUUUGCAUAUGCGUUGGUUCUCGGACGACGGGGUGAACGAGAAGUGCUCAACUUUAGGCCCCACAAUGUUUCGCUGAUUUGUCUUGGGACGUUUAUACUAUGGUUCGGCUGGCUUGGCUUCAACGCGGGAUCCGCAUUCGGAGCCAACUUACGCGCUGUCUAUGCCGCAUGGAACUCCAAUAUUUGCGCUGCCUUUGGUGGGAUCGUAUGGUGUCUCCUCGACUAUUGGUCUACGAAGAAAUUCACCAUGGUUGGUUUUUGUUCCGGAACGAUUGCGGGGCUUGUAGCCGCUACCCCAAGUAGUGGUUUCAUUACCACUUGGGGAAGUGUUAUAACGGGGAUCGUCGCCGGUGCGGUGUGUAACUAUGCCACGAAACUCAAGUUUCUACUCAAGGUUGACGACACGCUCGAUAUAUUCGCUGAACACGCAGUUGGUGGGAUCAUAGGCCUCCUCGCGAAUGGGUUCUUCGCUGCAGACUAUGUCAUCUCAUUGGAUGGUGUAACCAUCAAUGUUACAGGUGGCUCGAUUGGACACAAUUAUUCCCGGCUCUACAAACAAUUCGUAUACUGCUGUGCCGUCUCCGGCUACGUUUUCGUCGUCACAGCUCUCUUGGCCAAACUAACCGAUCUCGUUCCCUUCCUAAGCCUCCGUGCAACAUCAGAUGGCGAAGAACGCGGAAUCGAUGAUGAUCAGAUCGGAGAAUUCGUUCAAGAUUUCGUUGAAGUUCGAAGGGACUUCGAUUCGUGGGCUUUCACGAGUGGUACGCCUCCUGAGUCUCAAAAGGAAUUAAAGGACCCGGAGAAGCAUGAGGGUGUUGUGAAUAGUGGGGAUGUGACAGAAGAGCAUCCCGUUGCUGCUGGUGGCAGACAGGGCCAGCCAGAUAUUAGGUUAUAUUUUUCGCCUUAUAUGCACGCUGGGUAUGCAGUGUAACCCUUCUUGCCUGCUACAGUGCUUGGCCUCCUUCGUACACUCCAAAAAGAGCUCUUCUCGCUUUGUGUACAUUUAUUGGCUUUCUUUUGUGGGAAGGCUGGUCUCUCGGUGUUUAUCUAGUUCGUCGUUCUCGUGAACUGAGCUUGUGUAUUACAUUUCUACUCCGCGCGAUAUUAAUUUACUAUAUG